ACAGAGGCCAAAUGGAAGGGCAUAAAUAGAGAGUCUUUUCCACCCAAAGACUAGUCACAACUGAUCAAUCGAUCACCUCUUUUUACACGUACCUUUAACCUUUCCAAGAGCGCAGUGCUUCUGGCAUUCACUUACUCUUUACAACUUUUGUCAUUAUGUCCUUCGCCCCUUCUGAGAGCCACCCCUAUUUCAACCGGCGAAUGAUAGUUGACGACGAUGACAACAUAUCUGUGGCCAAAGAAAUAAAACGCAAAAAUCGACGCAUUGCACUACCAGCAAACCUUGCUGCACCACAAAUACGACCCUUUCAGUGGAUGAUUUCUUCUUAUUACCUCCCAGAAGAAUACCAAGCUAAAAGUACACAGGGGCAAUCGCCCUGGUAUUUAUUACUUCGAUGUAUGCUGAUCGAUCUUCUCGAGCAACUUGAGAACGGACUCAGCACUUCAUGGCGAGAUUAUGAAGUAGAAGAUACAGGCGGGACGAAAUUCCUUCCUCGGGAUUGGGGUCGUUGGAACUGUCCACAACUGAAGUGGGGCCGGCGGAUUGUCUUCUCGGAACAAACCAGAGAUGAGCCUCGAUGGCUAAUAGGACGCUGGCUUGUUGUUGCCUACUUAUGGAGCGACAGCCGCGAAUGGCUACGGGGUGUGAAUGUGGGAAACCUGAUAUCUUUUAAUAAUGCGUUUUGCAUCCGUGCGUUUGAAAGAGUCCCUUGCAUGAACUGUCCUAGUCGUCACCUAGCAUACAGGAUGUUUUACCAGCUCGAAAAGACAUCGGAUAAACCCGAACCGCUAGUUACACUAUUCUCUCAUGUUGGUUACUAUCCUAGGCGCCAACCCCCUCCCAUUCCACAUGGGACCCCGGUUCCAGAUACACUCUCGGAACUGUGCUGCCUUAUGAACAAAGAGGCGAGGGCUCUGUUGUACGCACGUCAUGAGGAGGCUAGGGGCAAGGGCAAGCCCCAAGACAGGCACUUUUUGUGAAGUUUUGGUGAGCAUAUCAGCAGAUCCGAGAGGUCAAGGACUGCAUUUGAAGUCGAUGAGGGAUCUCAAGUUAUAGCUAGUUCAACCGUCAAGCAAUGGAUCACCUCCCUCUCAAACAGAA
Molecule: messenger RNA, 1101 nt
Organism: Phialemonium atrogriseum
Lineage: Eukaryota; Fungi; Ascomycota; Sordariomycetes; Cephalothecales; Cephalothecaceae
Exons: 2
Coding region: 156-980 (274 amino acids)
Source: RefSeq, a predicted model, not a curated record